UACACCUGGUGGGUUGUUUCGUUCAUGGCUGACUCCGAUGACGAGCGAAGAAAGCUUGUCGUUAAUCAACCAUAUGAUGAGACUCUUGAAGUAAAUGACGACGAAGAAGUAGCCAGCACCUUUUCACCAAGCCCUAGACCUACUGGCGGCAAACCAGGUGGAUAUAAUCCAGGAAUUGGAUCUAUCUCCAUGACUGACCAAAGUGAUGAUGAGUUUGACCAUGAUAACCUAGCAGAAAGUAAGGAGGCUCCUGGGGGCUAUUCUCGGCCACAAGAACUGCAGGGGCUCAAGGAACGACCUGGGAGACCAACUGGCCAAGAACUGGAAAGUCAACAAACUAAUGAUGAUGAAGAUGAAGAUGAUAAUGAUGAUCAGAGUGACAGUUCCGAUGAUGAUGAUGAAGAUGAUGAUGCACAUGGAACUGCACUGGUGGGUGCUUAUGACCCAGCUGACUAUGAACACCUUCCAGUGAGUCAAGAAAUCAAGGAACUCUUCCAGUACAUUACAAGGUACACUCCGCAAACAAUUGAUUUGGAGCAUAAAAUGAAGCCGUUUAAUCCUGAUUUCAUCCCUGCUGUUGGAGACAUUGAUGCAUUCUUGAAGGUGACACGACCAGAUGGUAAACCUGAGACUCUGGGAUUGGUCGUUCUUGAUGAACCAAUGGCUAAACAGUCUGAUCCUACAGUUCUGGAUCUACAGCUUAGAACCAUCUCCAAACAGACAAACUUGAAAGCCAUGACUGUGCGGAGCAUUGAAGAUCCUGAAAAGAAUCCUAAAGCUGUUGAUAACUGGAUAGAUAGUAUCAGGGAACUUCAUCGUCAAAAACCUGCUCCUACAGUUCAUUACCAGAGGAAUAUGCCAGAUGUCGAGUCCCUUAUGCAGGAGUGGCCACAAGAAUUUGAAGACCUUUUGAACCAGGUUGGGCUUCCAACAGCAGAUCUGGAUGUGGAGUUGAAUCAAUAUGUGGAUUUGAUCUGUGGAAUCCUUGACAUCCCAGUACACAACAACAGAAUCCAUGCUCUGCAUGUGCUGUUUACCUUAUUUUCAGAGUUCAAGAACUCACAGCAUUUUCAUCAACUUGCCAAAGAUAAUCAGAUGUCAAAUGAGUUGAAGUUGGAUAAUGGUGAUGCUGUUGGAGGAAUGACGGCAGCAGCUGAACACAUGACUCUCAAUGGAGGAGAUACCCAAACCUUAAACUUUGAUUACUGAAAUACCAUACUCACUGCAGUGUUUUUGUUUGUUUUUGUGUAAAAUAUAUCAAUUUAUUUUGUCUUUAAAGAGACUUAAGUGUGUAGCAUCACAGUAUAUUUUAAGGAGUCUUGUAGUAUUUUGGCAAACCCAUAAGGCAAGUCAAAAUACAGAUAAUGAGUAAAGGGGUAGUCAUGGUGAUACUACACACUAAGAAGAUGUCUUAUAAAAGAUCUGUUAUCCAACAGUUUCUUUUGGCAAAAUCGUGAAGUUCUUUUUUAGCAUAUAUACAUGUAAGACUUUCAUGCAGUUGAAAGGAACAGGAUGACCAUAUAAAACCUGUUAAACCGGUUUAGCUCGUGAAGUACAAAUAUUGUACGAGAUGGCUUGUACCGUUUCAAUUUGUACUCGCUAGGAAGAGUUGGAUGAUAAAAGUUGUUACCUGUAUUCUUAUAGCUACUGAGCACAGAAAAGGUGCUCAAUAAAAAUUAUUAGUCAAGGUUGAGUGUGCUUAUCUCAUACAUACAUGUAGCUUUUUGAUUAGCUCUCAUUAACUUUUGUAAGACGUGAAAGAGAUGGAAAGAAUUUUAUUUCCUGUUAUCUCUUGAACAGCUUCCGUUGUAAAAUAAUGAAGAGGUGAUAGAAUCAAAAUAGGAGACAAGAAAGGAGACAUUUGCAGUGAUUCAGUCUAUAGUUUUAGAACUCGGGUGGAAGUCUGGUUGAACAAGAAAUCUAACUAUAUGCACAGUGAACUUUCCCUUUUUGUAGGUCAACUAUGGUAUAACGAUCAAAUCUUCUACAUGUGUAACAGGACUUCUAAGAGAUUUCUCUGAGUUGGCUGCCUGCGUCAUUGUAUAAAGCUGGCCAUUGUGGGCAUGUUUUCCUAAGAAUGAGUGCUUUCCGACCAGUUUGCAGUUGGAACUAAACAGUUCCAUUUUAGAGAGUUGGUUCUGGUGUUAGGUGUGGUCAGGAACACAGUUCUGUUUUGCCUCACAUUAGAGCUUCAAGGSUACUGGUAGUUUGGUGAUACAAGUUAGAACAUAGUCACUACAAGUUCAUUGAUAUUUAUUGUAGUUCACUUUGCAAAUAUACUGUAAAUAGUCAAUGUACACUUAUUGCGGCCACCUAUUAUUUAUAGACACUCUGCCUGUAAUGUAACAUUUUGACAUUUUUCUUCAGAUCACACAAAUAAAGAGAGCAUUGCUCACUAAGCUGUUUGUUGUUUGUGCAGUCACUAUUUAGUCAAUCUAUUUUACACUAGUGUAUUAAAAAUAAAUUGUCACAGAACCUG
Molecule: messenger RNA, 2479 nt
Organism: Orbicella faveolata
Lineage: Eukaryota; Metazoa; Cnidaria; Anthozoa; Scleractinia; Merulinidae
Product: intraflagellar transport protein 46 homolog
Biological process (GO): cilium assembly; intraciliary transport
Cellular component (GO): motile cilium; microtubule organizing center; intraciliary transport particle B
Source: RefSeq, a predicted model, not a curated record